Nasonia vitripennis (jewel wasp) is the source of this 1293-nucleotide messenger RNA. Its product is annotated as transmembrane protein 177. The transcript is spliced from 3 exons. The record is from RefSeq and is a predicted model, not a curated record. Bases 241 to 1179 code for a protein of 312 amino acids. Lineage: Eukaryota; Metazoa; Arthropoda; Insecta; Hymenoptera; Pteromalidae.
UCCACCCUCGAAAUUCGUGUUCGGGAGGCAAAAAUACAUAGUAAUAACCUUGGUGAUCUACUGGCCAUUCAAGUCCGACGAAAAGUGCUCAGCGCCUAUAGUCUACUUCGUUUCUUGUACAUUUUACUCGCUUGUAUCGUCAGUUAGUAGAUCGUCAGCGACUCUCAAGUCUCAGGCCUCAGCUCCUUGAAUUUGUAUGUCGGGUUUUAGAGGUUAUUUUGUCUGUACGAAGGUUUAAAAAUGAACGCAUUUACUGCCCGAGUUCCUCCAACCAGAUUUGGUGUUCUGGCAACAGGAGCAGCAGUGACUGCAACAAUAGCUGCUUCUUUAAUUGAGCUUUUGCCCCAUACAUUUUUCUUAGAAAAAUUUAAAAAUAUUAUUCGAAUAUACAGACUUGGAGAAGAAAUUCCGUUACAGCAUGAAGUUGAAGAUUUAUUUAAUGAAGUAUUAGAUGAUUUGAAGAUAAAAGAUACAAUCAGAAAAAAGCUUGAUGCAUUUCCCAUUGUAGGAUUUAAUUUAUAUCAUGCUGGCAUGGCUGAUAGUCAUCAGGGAGCUAUAAUAGGUAUUCCUAUUAACUAUAUGUACAAAGAUAAACUUUCAAUAGAUACUUCAGAUAUUCGUAUGGGACGUGAUAGAGAACCAAUAAAUAUGUAUCACCCAGCAGCAGAGGAUUUGUUGGAGUCACUAGUACUCUCCAAGAACGCUCAAAAGUUUGGCAUUGCGCGGGAAGUAUUGAUGGCCCAUAAGGAUUUGCCAUUGUAUAGAUCUAUUGAAUCAUCUUUUAUGGUGGCUUCAUCUAUUUUAAUAGCUGAUUUUUUUCGUGUAAAAUACAACAUAAUGAGAAGAUCUUUAGUAUGUAUGGUUUAUGGUACUUCAGCAUUGAUAGGCUAUGCAAUUUGGUUCCAAACUAGAGAUAUUUUAACUACAUAUUCUGAAAAAGAGGUAGAUAAAGAACUGUCAACGCUCGGACCUGAGUAUAUUCAAGGGGGAAAAGAAUUUUACGAUAAAAUUUUAAAAAGAAAUGUUGCUACUCGAACAUUGUUGGGUGCAGAAGGCUCAAGGCAAUUUAAUAGAGACGGAGAUGAAAUAUUUUUCAUUCGUCACAAAAGAACACCAAUUACCCAUAGAAAAAGAUUUUUCAGCGAAUUAAAAUUGGAAGGUGAAAAAGCACCUGCAUAAGUCCUGCAUGGAGUCUAUUUGUGUAAAUUGUUAAUAAAAUUCUUUUGACUAGUCGUAAAACUUCAUUUAUUUGUAUAUAAGAUUUCUAAAUAAAACAUUAUAAUUACAUUAUUA